Molecule: messenger RNA, 3180 nt
Organism: Cherax quadricarinatus
Lineage: Eukaryota; Metazoa; Arthropoda; Malacostraca; Decapoda; Parastacidae
Source: RefSeq, a predicted model, not a curated record
UCAGAGAAUAGGGGGGUACUUGAAGGGGAGAAACUGACCGAUCAAGCUGAUUCUCAGGACAAAAACAGUGCGGAACAGGAUCCUCCAAGAGAAACCACGGUUGAAAAGCUCGGAAGAGUACAAGAAGGUGUUCCUAGACAGAGACAGGACUCAGAGAGACAGCAGCUGAGGGAGAGGACAAAAAAGCGAAAGGAGCUAGGAAAGGAGACUAGGAUGGAACCAGUAGAGGUCAGUCAGAGCAGAACAGAGCAGCAAGGGCAAGCGCGCACACAACUAUCCUCAGAACCCCACAACCUAUCACACCAUCCCAACACAAUACAAUCCAUACCCACAGCUUCCACCCAACCCCCAACCAUAGAAUCCCACAGUAUGUUACCAGGUCUCCCACCCCCACAGGCCCCCCAAACCACAGUGUUGGAAAGGAAACUGAAGGUAUGGUACACAAAUGCUGAUGGAAUAACAAACAAGUGGGAGGAGUGGCACGAAAGAGUCAGAGGCAUCACCAGACAUCAUAGCGAUCACAGAAACCAAGCUUACAGAGGUCAGUGGAACUCUCCCAAGACUCAAAGCAAGACAGGUGGUGCUGGUUGGACUCCAGUUGUUCCGACUUCUUCCACUGGAGGAUUUCGUUCACCAAUGCCAGGACAACCCAUGACUGCUGCAGGAGCCCAGCCUCCUGCAGCUCAGUGGAGUGGAGGCAUGCAGAUGGGUGCGGCCUUUUCUCAGCAACCCAUGCAGGGCAUGGGUAUGAGUAGUGGUGUAAUGGCAGGAGGGUUCCCAGCAGCUGGAGCUCAGCCAACUGUACAACCUGCUCAGGCUGCUCAGCCUGCUGGCUUUGACCCAUUCGGUGCCCUGUAACACUCUAGGUUCAUAAUAGAUGCAUAAUAUUGGCAGUAAUGAAGGAGAACAUCAGUCUUCUUUUGUCACCACGUGUUGAGUGUUGUGGCUUCAUCUAUGUGAUCCUUGCCUCAGGUUGUCUUCUGAGGCACUCUGAGAUACUUCAAAAUGUGCUAGUAGAGCUGAUUGCUGUCGUCAUGCUAAAUGCAUGUUGUAUUUUUCACUUCAAAGUGUAGAAUCUGUGAUGUUUUAGGAUGAACUACAUUGUUGGCAUGAUACAAAUUUCUAUGAUGGUAAUAGAUCAUUCAUCAAAAACAUAUGCCCAGAUCAUCACCCACAAGAACAAAAGAUUAAAUCAUGCUGUCAUUACCGAGUUGCCUGGUGUCCAUUUCUUCACGUAUAAUUGAUACAUAAAAUGUUCCAGAUGAUAUACUGCCAUUUAUAUGAUUACAAUUUGUCCACUCAAGACACACAAUUAACAACUAGGCUUCUAAUGUAUAGCAUGGAAUUAAUUUUAAGUAAUAUACAAAGGUGUAUUAUAUAAAUUGUACAUUCCAGUGUCUGUGAGCAAGAAGUUCAGCCUUGUGGGAUGUAGUGAGGUUGCUGUGUGGUGCAUCUUUUGUAUCAUAUUUAUUCUCUCUUGACCUCAGCACAGUACUGUGUACGAACAUUUUCUGCUAGGGUGAAAGGACAGUUAAAUGAAACUUGUUGCCUGCCUGCCUGCCUGCAUGUGUGUGUGUGUAAUAAACUGCCUCAUGGUCAAGACACUUCCUCAUGAUGGCCACUUGUGUAAUGCCUUCCAGUUCUCUCUUAAGUAUCAGUGAUCUAAGAAGAGAAAAUUAUGAUAAAACAGAAGAUAUUAUUGGAAUUGAGGUUUUGGCCAUCAAAAUAAUCUUUAGGGAGUUCAGAAGCAAAUAAAAAAAUAAACUUUGAGUGUGUUGGUGAGGAAAUAGCUUGAUUUUGUUGUAGAGUAGAGGCAAGACUGGAGAUCACCACACAGACAGAACCCAAGCUCUUAUUACUCAUAUCUAAGUAAUUAAAAACUAUAGUAGUUGUAUAUAGGAAAGAAUGAUAUUUGCAGUGGAAGUAGUUGAGAAGAUAAAUUGUGUGCAUUCCAGUUUGUGAGAUAGGCACAUAGUUAUAAUUUUUAAAGUAAAGGUGCAAGCCAAUACCCAUAUUUGCAUCCUGUAUGUGUUAUCAAUGUUGAAAUAUUAUUGUAAUGUCCUCCAGUUGGAGGGAUUACUACAUUGUUGGCUGAAGUGUAGAUAUGAAUACCAUCCUGCAGCUUCUCACCAUAAACACAGGAUGCCUUAAAUUGUCUUCAGAAUGUGUAUGUGGAAGCAUUUUUGUGUAUGUUCAUGUGUGUGCAUGUACAUAUGUCCACUUGCAGGUGUGUGUGCUUAUGUUUAUAUACCUGACAACCUUUGAUGGUAUGAGUGUAGUUACAUGAAGCUAUACUCAUGGUGUCUUCUCUCUGGUGUUUAGUUUACCAUAAUUAUUAUAAAUUUGCACUGGUUGUAGUACAUCCUGCCUCUUACCUUCUGGUAUGUACAGCGAUCUAACAUUAGUCAAAAAUGUUUUCUAACAUUUUGUUGUGUACUUUUUCUGUUUAUAUUUGUGGUCUCUUGUUCUUCCUUGGGUGGUGGUAAAAAAUCAAUGAUUUUUUUAGUGUCAUCAACAAAGAACAAGAGACCAGUUUAACAAAAUAUUGCAAGAAUGUUAGAAAGUUAUGUUGUUGAAAGUUACGAAGGAGAGAGAAUUUACUACAACAAUAAGAUAGCUUAAACUAUGAUAAACUAAACAUACUAACUGCAAAUGCAUCCUCACAAAUAUUGUGUCACAGACAAAUAUGUACAGAAACAUAAACACACAUGUAUAUGUAUGUACACAAGAUGUACACAUUAAUGCACAUGUACAUAUAAUAUGCAUUUAGUCUAUCAUGUUUACACACAAUACAUAACACUGGUACAUGAAUAUAUAUUUACAUGUAUGCAUUUUAUUUGCAAAUAUAAUGUUGAUAUUUUUCUUCAUAUUGGUCAUUAAACUGUAAGACUUGUGAUCUGUAAUAAACAAACAAUUGAACUGUUUAAAUUUGUUAUGUAAUGUCUAGGGGUGGUAAAUGUGAUCAUAGUUAUUUAUAAGUAGUAUUGGAUUAUGAAGGCAUCCCUCGUGUUUUGAUGGUAACUGUUAGGAAAUGCCAGCAUUAUUUAGUGAGUGAAAACUAAGGACCACAUUGUAACAAAAGUCUUAUGAAAAUUCAGGUCAAACAGAUAAAAUCUUGGCUUAAUGACAAGUAAAUACUGUUGUUGAAAAGGCCUGCUGUUUAAUAAAUAAUGAGAAGUA